AGUCAGUGCCGGGAGCGCUGCUAUGGCGUUCCUCGGACCCGCGGCUCCUCCUCACACUGUGCUCGAGGCGGAGGCUAGGAGAGGGCCGAGGAGGAGGAGGCGGGCGCCUGGCCGCCGCAAUUGCAGAGCCGGGGCCAAGGGAGGCGGAGGCGGAGCGGGAGCCACCGCAGCCAGCCGGGCCGCCUGCAGUGCUCCCCUGGCUUGAGGGCGCCGGGCGCCUGCUAUGCCUCGGUGUGGCCACUGAAGCCAGGCGCCGGCGUCCCCGCCGCUGUGCCUCGCUGUCCGGCUGCCCGCGGCGGGAGUACGGAGCCGCCAGCCAGCCAGCGGUGGCGCGAGCGCGGGAGCGCGGGGCAGGAGGAGGCGGGGAAGAUGGACCCGGCUCCCUCGUUGGGCUGCAGCCUCAAGGAUGUGAAGUGGAGCCCAGUGGCCAUGCCGCUCGACCUGCUGGUCAGCACCUACCGGCUGCCCCAGAUCGCGCGGCUGGACAGCGGAGAAUGUGUGGAAGGGCUUCGGGAGAAUGACUACCUGCUGAUCCAUUCAUGCCGGCAGUGGACGACCAUCACUGCCCAUAGCCUGGAAGAAGGUCACUAUGUCAUUGGGCCAAAGAUUGAGAUCCCUGUACAUUAUGCAGGACAAUUCAAGCUGCUGGAACAAGACCGGGACAUAAAGGAGCCGGUGCAAUAUUUCAACAGCGUGGAGGAAGUGGCUAAAGCAUUUCCUGAACGUGUGUACGUCAUGGAGGAGAUUACAUUCAACGUGAAGGUUGCGUCGGGUGAGUGCAAUGAAGACACUGAAGUUUACAACAUCACCCUGUGCACUGGGGAUGAACUCACCCUAAUGGGGCAGGCGGAAAUCCUUUAUGCAAAGACCUUCAAGGAGAAGUCACGUCUCAACACCAUCUUCAAAAAGAUUGGGAAGCUCAAUUCCAUCAGCAAGCUGGGGAAAGGCAAAAUGCCCUGCCUCAUUUGUAUGAAUCACCGGACCAAUGAAAGCAUCAGCCUUCCAUUCCAGUGCAAGGGUAGAUUUAGCACCCGAAGUCCCCUGGAACUUCAGAUGCAGGAAGGAGAACACACCAUUCGAAAUAUCGUGGAGAAGACUCGACUCCCCGUGAAUGUGACAGUGCCCAGCCCCCCACCCAGAAAUCCCUAUGACCUCCACUUCAUUAGAGAGGGGCACCGCUACAAGUUUGUGAACAUCCAGACCAAGACAGUGGUGGUGUGUUGUGUGCUGCGCAACAACAAGAUCCUCCCCAUGCACUUCCCUUUGCACUUGACUGUCCCCAAGUUCAGCCUCCCGGAACACCUGAAGGGAGACAUGUGGCCAGAAACCCUAGUCCAUCACUGGCUUGGUAUCUGCCAAGAGCAGUUUGACAUCGAUGAGUAUUCACGGGCUGUGCGCGAUGUGAAAACGGACUGGAAUGAAGACUGCAAGAGCCCCAAAAAGGGCCGCUGCUCUGGCCACAACCAUUUACCCAAUUCCCUCAGCUAUGCCCGUGAUGAGCUCACCCAGUCCUUCCACCGACUCUCAGUCUGUGUAUAUGGCAACAAUCUCCAUGGCAAUAGUGAGGUGAAUCUCCAUGGCUGCAGGGACCUUGGGGGAGAGUGGGCCCCUUUUCCUCAUGAUAUCCUUCCCUAUCAAGACUCUGGUGACAGUGGGAGCGACUACCUUUUCCCGGAAGCUAAUGAGGAGUCAGUGGGCAUCCCGGGGAAAACAGAAGUUCCCUAUGAAGAGCUGUGGCUGGAGGAAGGCAAGCCGGGCCGCCAGCCUCUCACUCGCUCACUCAGUGAGAAGAGCAGGUGCGACACCUUGAGAGGCUCCACGAGGUCCACAUGUGCACCCUCUUCUCCUCCCGCCCCUGCGACCCUGGGAGCCACAAUUAAGUCUUCAGAAAUCGCCCUACCUCCACCUCCAGUGCCUCCCAAAUCUGAAGCUGUCAGGGAAGAAUGCCGGCUCCUGAACGCCCCGCCUGUGCCGCCCCGAAGCGCAAAGCCUUUGUCCACAAGUCCCUCCAUCCCCCCUCGCACAGUCAAGCCAGUCCGGCCACAGACAAGAUCUCCAAGCCCCACCCUGUCUUACUAUUCUUCAGGACUGCAUAACAUCAUCACUCAGAGCGAUACAAGUCCUCCCAACAGUGCUCCUGUGUCCUGCUACCCCUGCACCCGAGUGAAGAGCGACUCUGCAGACCCCAAGUCCCCAUUUGGAAGUCCUUGUGCUGAAGCUCUGUCCUCCCGGCUCUCGUGGCCCAACCAUUACUCAGGAGCAUCGGAGAACCAGACAAGGAGUGACUUUCUGCUCGACCCGAGCAGGAGCUACAGCUACCCCAGACAGAAGACACCUGGCACACCAAAGAGAACCUGCCCAGCCCCUUUCGAUUUUGAGGGUUGCGAGCUCCUGGGCAGCCCACCCAGCACGACCUCUGCAGAGUUCAGUAGCAGCGGUGUCUCCAGUUGCCCCAAGUCAGCCAGCUACUGUCUGGAGAACUCCGAGGACAACUCCUUUGCAGCUGGCAUGACCAAGCAGAGCGUCUCCUGCCCUGCCUUACCCCCAAGGGCCCCAAAGCCAGUGGAACAGAAAGCCACCCCUGAGACAUCUCCUUUGCCUCUGAAAAUUGAUGGUGCUGAGGAGGACCCCACAGCAGGGUCGCUGGACCUCUCGGAGGACCAGUAUUUUGUCAGAAAGGGCAUGCAGGACAUCUUCUCUGUCUCUUACCCUUUCUCUUCUCCGCUCCACCUCCAGCUGGCCCCCAGAUCCUGUGGGGAUGGUUCCCCAUGGCAGCCACCUGCUGACCUAUCAGGACUCUCUAUAGAGGAAGUGUCCAAGUCUUUGCGGUUCAUUGGUUUGUCUGAAGACGUCAUAGCCUUCUUUGUCACUGAAAAGAUCGAUGGGAAUUUACUUGUUCAAUUAACAGAAGAGAUCCUCUCAGAGGAUUUCAAACUAAGCAAACUGCAGGUAAAGAAAAUAUUGCAGUUUAUUAAUGGCUGGAGGCCCAAGAUAUAGUAGCCAAAUGGUCCCAUCUGUCAUGAGACAGAGCUAAGAAGCGUGUGCUGGAAGGGGUGGGCUAGGACACAGAUUCAUGUUUUUGCACUUAAACAAAACAAAACAAAACAAAACAAAACAAAACCUUCUCUGUAAAUAGAGAUAAGAGAAAGUCUUACUAUGCAGAUUCCGUUUCCGAAUGGUGAACAGGCUAUUUUGUACAUCAAUAAAGAUGCUAUACAGAACACUUAGAGGUGUGCCUUGUACGUCAUUCAACAUUCAACAGCUGCUAAAAGAACUAAAGUCAUAUCCAGAGAACUCAUUUGUAUCCCCAGUAGGUCUUGGAGAAGGCAUGGUAUUUAUUACAGAACAGCCAAAGCUGAAACACAUAAACACUUGUGAGCAGUUCGCUUCCUGGGGAGUCAGCGGUGGACAGUUCAUUGUAUUCUACAGCUCGAUUUGCUUCCUGCCAGUUGUUUUCCUCCUGUGCCUGACGAUGUUAGUGGUGUGAAAUGACACUUUAAUGUUCUGUGCUUGGUGGAGACCUUUUUAUCAAAAGGCGUUUUCCAAAAAUCAUGUUUUGAUAGAGGAUAUCUGGUGUCCUUAGGAAUGACACAAAUCAUGACCAUUACGUUUGAUCUGUAACUGCUGCUAGUUUCAUUGAGCAGAGGAAAAAAAAAGAAAAGAAAAAAUAAUAAGAUAUGUGUGUGUGCGCGCGCACAGUUGUGUUUUAAUGUAGUUUUUAAUCUGAUAUUUUUAGAUAACAUCUUUUUACUUUAUAAUAUCCACUGAGGUUCCCAGGCUUUGAACUGAAUGGAUUCGCUCAAGAACAGUUGGCGUAAUGAACAAUCCCAAAGAGUCUCAGAACCUGAACUUUGAAGCUUGGCCUCCUAGGCUCUAGCCCUGAAAACUCAGAAGCAAUCAGGAAAGAUUCUGUUGAAGAAUUUAAUGUGCUCUGUAAGCCCGUGGGAGGACUGACUCUUGCAUAUCUGUGCUGACAUUUGGGAAAAUGACAGCUGCUUUGGAACUUUCAUCCUGUCCUCCUGUGUACCCCAGUGAGAGGUCUGAAAAGCCUUUCUCCACAAAUGUGAGGUCUGCUCAGCACACCUCUUGUGUUAGGAAACCUCGUGACUCAGACAGACCACCUCUCUAUUAUAUAUGCCAUAUCUCUGCACUGAUUCCUAAGAUACCAAUAAGAGUACUUGCUAAUUCCAUAGUCGACCUCUUUCUCCUCUUCUAAAACACCGUAACUAUCAUACUUUUAUUCUGAGAAUUCCAGAACAUGUCUAAGGAUUUUGCUAAAUGUGAUUAAAUACCCCAAACUGUACCAUCACUUUCUUUCUCUUGACUGUUUGAAGGCAUAUAACCUCAAAGAGUUCCACUUUUUUCUGAGCAACAUAUCCUCCACAUAAUCCCUGAGUCUGUCCCCAGAUUCUCACUGGACAGACAUCCUGUUAGUGAGAUGCACACCUGAGCUGCUCAAGUAAGAUUGUUUGACCACCAGGAGUCAGUGUAUCCUGAACAGAUGACCAUAUUUUAUCAUGUCUUCCUGUUCACCAAAAAAAGAAAAACCCACCAGUCCAGGUUUGCAGACAUGUAAGUAUGUCAUUAUUUCUUGCCAUUAGAGAUCUACUUAAUAACAUCUUGUGAUCUAGAGUUGAGAUGAAUUGAUACUUUGUCUAAUUUCUCAUCUCUGAUCUCAUUACUAAGAAAUGGCUUUUAUCCCUUCCUAACAUACAAUCCAAAUGUAAAUACUACACUGCAAGUAAAAAGAAUCGUCCAUCAAACAGGCAGCUAGAAUGCUUCAGGAGUCAGUAAUGAAUCUAUGAAGUUUCCAUACUGCUCUCUCACACUCAAGACUCAUGGAGAGUUUUCAGAAAGCAGCCGUAUACAAGAGGAACUAACUCCUUAGAAAGUUAACCUGUCUUGAGAAAAUUAACUUCCAUCAAGAAUAAAGACAGACAUCUUGCAAUGGAGACACUGCAGGUCCCCACUGGAAACCCUUUCUUUAUCCAUCCUUCAGCACCCAGCCCUUGGCCAUGAUUUUCAAACUCAGAAGCAAGCCCUAAGUUUGGUUUGCAUUUGCUGUGAAGGUUGCCCCAUGUAAACAACUGACUCCUUUGGUCUUUGCAAGAACCUUACAUAAAACAAGAUUUUCAGUCUUCUUUUAGUCUAUUUGCUUUGGCCUGGCUUACUUAUGCCAAGUCUGUUUUGACUGGUAUCCUGGAGCCUCCCUUAGAGCAAGGAUUGGCCUUAGGGUCAAACAUUCAUUGUACAUUCGAUAAGCACCUUCUGUGUGCCAGACCCGAGGCUGAGAAAAUUCCUAACCCCUACCCUCUUGGAACUCGUUGAUGUUUCAAAAUCACAGUUGCUGACAGUGUAUAUGUGCACGAGAGACUAUGAACGUUUCCUGGAAGCUGGAUUCGUGGAGUCCCAUAUUUAAGGAGCCCACAGAUGGAAGCAAUGGCAGGUGCCUCUAAGACACACAAUAAAUGCCCCCAGACGUUGGCAAACACCCCCUGACGCUUGGACUAUAUUAAAGGAGAAAUGCAUCUGUCUCCUCCGCCCCUAUUCUCUUUCACUGACUUGGAAUUUUUUAAUGAUAAUCGGUACUGGCAUUUCUAAAAGCCACAAAUAAGUAUAAUUGCCACUUCUGAGCUGAGCACCUGUCUGAGGAGGAUCCUGACUAGACAAGGAAUUCAUAAACCAGAGAGAAUCAGACAGGCUACAUAGAGCAGAAAGCAGAAACACCCCUUGCCUUCUGAACCCUACAGUGGAACCUCUUCCAUAACCAGCCAGGUCAAGACAAUACCUCCAUCCGUGGCAGGUUCCCUACCGUCCAGUGAGGGACAGUGGUACUUGUGGAGAAGUGCUGUCUAAACAGGAUCUUUGGGGGAAUCCUUAAACUCAUGGCUAAAAUCAUCUUCCUGCCCCUCCCCUGUCAGAAGAGACCGUGUCAGCAGUAAGCCGAGCCAAGCAGCUAAAAUGUAAAAUACGAAAUCAAUUCAGAGAGAAAACUCAAGUGUUCACCCACCGCUUCCUUCAUAGAAUCUUCCAGACGCCUGCAAGUUCUGUCUUUAAGUUGAACUGCUCAAAUUUAUGAACUGUGAAAUGUCCACAUCUACUCUCUCAGCCCACAUAGACCAUUCAAAUUUAUGAAGUUGUAUCAAACUGCCCAUUCAGCUAAAUUGCAGUGUUUAUUCCUGUCCUGCAGAAAUGCCACAACCUUAUGGGAAAUGUGACAGCCCAUUCCAGCUGAUCAGAUACAUACAUAAACAACUUCCAUUCACACUGCAGAGCCACCUGCACAGCAUCUGUCCGUAUGCGCCCUUGUGAAGUUCAGGAGCUUGGAGUGGAUGGAUGGAGAACCCAUCAUUUUCCUAGUGCUUUGUGUAAUAAAUCAAGCCUCAUGCCUGUCUUCUGUAAGUAUAUUCCCUUAAUAACAAACUGGGAAACACAAAGUUUUUCAAGGAGCCCAGGAAAUUUGAGUUGCAGUCUACCAGAAAAAGUUCCAUCUAUUGGUGGACACAGGAGGCUUUGAGAAACAUGCCCAUUGUAUGAAUUCCCAUUGCUUUUCUCGAAAUCUGAAAGCUGCUAAGGCAAAAGAAUCAAAGUCCCAGAGGACAAAUGAUGUAAACAGAACUUUGGUUAUACUGUAGGUUUGUAAUGUAGGACUCUGUGGCUGUGUCAUGUCAGGUCACAUUUCUGGGUUUUCAGGAAGUCUUGUUUUAUACUUUGACUCAUUGUGAUAGCCAGAAACACAUAAGCGUGAGUGUGCUUCAAACUAGGUGCAAGUGUUGUCUGCGGUUGUCUCCCUCUGCCCACCGCCGAGGCUACGCUUCUUUGUACUAGAGCUUAGCAGAGGGUGAGCUCCUUUGGUUUACAAUCUCCUGUAGGAUAGGGCUUCCGUAAUUCCCUAGCCAUAAACCUGUCCCCUGUUUUCAUAUGUUCCAUUUGGAAUAGUGUUUCAGCUAAAAGGAAGGAAGGAAGAAAGGAAGGAAGGAAGGAAGGAAGGAAGGAAGGAAGGAAGGAAGGAAGAAAAGGACCCCAAGAACUUGGGCAUUUUCCUUCACUUAAAUGGAAAUUGUAUUUUCUAAGAAUUUGGAAGUCUCUGUACAGUUUCUGGGCUGGGAGAACAGUGGGUUGCUAGCCACACAUCAGCAGUUCAUUGUGUUGCUCUCCGGAGCAUUAUUUAAUGGGCCCAAUGUGUACCUCAAGAUAAAUGCAGUAUAUUAUGUCUAAAAAAGAAAAAUCCGUUGUCUGUUGAUUUAAAUGGUUCUGAAAUGUCUAUAAAUAAAGAAAAUUUCAAGUUU
This is a messenger RNA of Mus pahari (shrew mouse), 7289 nucleotides long. It is a transcript of the gene Garem1, whose product is annotated as GRB2 associated regulator of MAPK1 subtype 1. Gene Ontology annotation, biological process: epidermal growth factor receptor signaling pathway; cellular response to epidermal growth factor stimulus. The record is from RefSeq and is a predicted model, not a curated record. NCBI's taxonomy places the organism in Eukaryota, Metazoa, Chordata, Mammalia, Rodentia, Muridae. Bases 370 to 2997 code for a protein of 875 amino acids. The transcript is spliced from 6 exons. Gene Ontology annotation, molecular function: proline-rich region binding.